Molecule: messenger RNA, 948 nt
Organism: Erythranthe guttata (spotted monkey flower)
Lineage: Eukaryota; Viridiplantae; Streptophyta; Magnoliopsida; Lamiales; Phrymaceae
Product: homeobox Hox-B3-like protein
Source: RefSeq, a predicted model, not a curated record
ACAAAUAAUUAAUAAUUAGUGUCUUGGGUGGGGCCCACUUCAAUAAGAACGUUGGGAAUAAAACUUUGAUUUUUAUCCUCUUCCCUUUUUACCCUUCUUCUUUUAUCAGACCGUUGCGAUCAAAAAAAUAAUCUUUUAAAAACCAGACCACUACGCUGAAACGAAACCCCCAAAAAUUCCUCACACAAAAACCUUCGAAAACCACAACAAUGGCGGAGACCAACGGCUCUCCGCUUCUACACUCUCUCCACGCCGCCCUCGAUCCCAAAUCGCUGAUUCUAUCUCAAUUCGCCGAUUCGAAUCACAAUCCCCACCUCCUUCAGCUAACAACCGAGAGUUUCAUCAUGGAGAGAGGCCCUAGAUUCAAGGAAUAUUCCGAUCUCAGAGAGAAGAGGCUGAGGAUGAAGAAUUCAACAUCUGAACAGCAAACGCCGGAGAAAGAGAAGGAUCUAAAGCUUCACAGUCGGUCGAUUCUGACGCCGCCGCGGAAGCAGGUGAAACUCAGUUCGAAUUUCACGACGCCGCCGAGGCGGCCGAAACCGCCGUCGGUUCUGACCCAAUCCGUGCCGGAUUUCUCGUCCGCUCUGCGGAAGGAGAAUCGGAGGCCGGCGGCGCCGCUGCCGCCUGUGGCGGAGCGGUCGCCGGCGGCGAGUGGGAGGAAUUACGGGAAGGUGGGCGGAGGUGGGAGUAAGUCUACGAAUACGGCGGCGGAGAAGAGGAGUGGCGGUGGUGGUGGUGGUUUGAUGGCGAGGAAAAGCUACGCGAGCAUGGAGGAGAUAAAGGGGUUGGCCGCCGCCGCGGGGAAUGCCAUCAACGGCGAAAACAAGGGUUUGUUGAAGAGUGGCAGAGGAAUCGGGAAAACUGUUUUGGGGUACAGACAGUUUUAUUAAUCAUGAAUAUUUGAUUAAUGGAUAAUUACUAGUAUUUCAUUUUAUUUUUUUCUUGGAU